Xenopus tropicalis (tropical clawed frog) is the source of this 2044-nucleotide messenger RNA. RefSeq names its product zinc finger, MYND-type containing 15 (gene zmynd15). Bases 135 to 2000 code for a protein of 621 amino acids. The record is from RefSeq and is a predicted model, not a curated record. Gene Ontology annotation, biological process: negative regulation of DNA-templated transcription. Gene Ontology annotation, molecular function: histone deacetylase binding. The transcript is spliced from 14 exons. NCBI's taxonomy places the organism in Eukaryota, Metazoa, Chordata, Amphibia, Anura, Pipidae.
ACUGCUCACAGUCUGACAAGACCCCCCCUGCUGCAGUCAAAGUUGGUACAGUCCGAAAAGUACUGACCCCCCCGACUAACGGAAAUAACUUCAACUUUCUCUGCUGCCAACGGGCAUUUUACUCACUGACAGGGAUGGAGUUUAGCAGCGGGUACCAGGACCCCUUGCUGGAAUUCUCCGAGGGGCUGCUGAGGUGGAGCUUGAGAUAUCUGAUGGACAGGGGCCCCCGGGAGAGACUGGGCCUUUCCGCUCAGGAGUCGCAACUGGCGAGUCUGCCCUACGACAACGCGGUCUGGCUUCUGCACAUCAUACCCAAUAGGGACCGUCCUUUGCGCCCCGUGGAUCCCAAGCAACCAAUCGCAAACGCCUUCUAUGAUGACGUCACUUGGCGCUUCCAUGACCUCAAUAACCUCACCGACCUCUGUGUGUGGGACCAGGGGCAAAUGGGAGACAGGGAGGCAGACGGUCUCUGUAGGGUCCAUUACUUGCUCAUGGUGGCCGACGAGACUGGCAAUCUGCUGGGCAUGGACUUUGUGAUGGCCGCUGGGCAAGAGAAGCAGACGGACCAGCAGAUGUUGCCAUUGAGGCUCUGCGAGCUCCUCUGUCAGUGCAUGGAGAAGCCAAUGGCAGGAGGGAGGCCGCGGAGGCCCAAGAUGGUGGCCGUUGCCGACGCCAACCUGCACGCGUCUCUCUCCAGAUUACUCACAAGCCUGGGGAUCCACCUACAGGAGGCGCUCUUCCAAGACUGGACCCUCCAUACAGAUUUUAUAUUUUCCUCAAAAAUGGCCCAAAAGUGCCACGUAUGUAAAAAGCGGAGUUUUGAGACGCCAGUGAAAAUCUGUGGGAGGUGCCAGGCCGCAUUGUACUGCUCAGACAGGUGCCGGAGCUCAGACAGUGGGCACCAGAGUAGUUGCGCCCUGAUGCAGGAAUGCAUGGAGCGUGAGGAGGAACUGGCCAAUCACCCAUUCCAGUUCAGCAAGGAAGUGACCAGCCCUUGGUUUGACAAGGAGCGCUUCCUCUCGGCCCGCCAGCUUACUGGGGGCUACUGGUCAUCGGAGAGCAUCCACCAUCACGCCCGAGGCCUCCUCCUGAAGAGGGAUGGACAAGAACCUGAAGAAGAGAGACCAGAAGCCCUGAUGGAGGACACGGACAUUAUGCUGAGAGACUACCCUACGGAAGGUCCCAAGAACAUCUUAGGGACAUGGAAGGAGUAUUAUGAGUGGAGGAAUCUCAGUCUGGAUAAUCCAAUCGCUGCCCUUCUCUCCUACCCCCUCACUAUAUACCACGUCAUCUCCAGCCUCCUCCCUCAGCACUUCCCCGCGCUGAAUUUCCAGAAGAAGCAGACGCUUAGGAUUCACAUCAUUGCAGGGAGACGGGAGUUUGAGCGCAUCCUGCUAUUCUGGGAGCUGGCAGUGCUGAUGCCACACCCCACUAUAGAGCUGGUGUUUGUGGGGGAGGAGCUGCCCCCAGAGGAGGAUGGGAGGAGCUUCAUACUGCACAGGAAGGGUCCCCAAGUGCAGCGUUCGGAUCUGUCUGGUCCUGCAAAGGGCAAAGAUGGCCGCCAGAUUCACGUGAAGGUUCACGCCCACCAGUACCACUCCCUCCAGGCCGCCAAGCCCGACCUUAUCCUAGGGUUCAACCCCGGCUUCUGGCUGCACGACUCCUGGCUCAGCACCCUCCCCCGCAUACAGGCGCAGAAGGUGCCGGCGUAUUUCUCCGAGUGCUCCCAGUACAGCUGCGGGGUGGAUGCUCAGACUGUUCUCAUGGCAACCGGCGGGGAUAUAACCCCGCCCACGCUCAACCCAUUCCGCUCUCCCCUGAGGAUCCCAGGCUCCGACAACUGCAUGCCUUGGUACAAUAACGCCUUCCUGUUCCACCUAAUCCAUAAGGAGACCAAACAGGGGCGGCACCCGGAGGCCCCCCGACUCGUCCUCGCUGACCCCCAAACUUGUAGGAAGAAGAAGAAGCAGCGACAGAAACAGUGCAAGAAGCGCAAAUGAGAUGCUGAUCAGUAAAUAAAGUAUCAGAUAUUGUGGUGUAGGAA